Molecule: messenger RNA, 484 nt
Organism: Dioscorea cayenensis subsp. rotundata (Guinea yam)
Lineage: Eukaryota; Viridiplantae; Streptophyta; Magnoliopsida; Dioscoreales; Dioscoreaceae
Exons: 3
Coding region: 121-363 (80 amino acids)
Biological process (GO): mitochondrial respiratory chain complex IV assembly
Cellular component (GO): mitochondrial inner membrane
Source: RefSeq, a predicted model, not a curated record
CACUCAAAACCAUGUGAAACUGGAAUUUACUUUCAUGCUUUUCAUCUAUAUUAACAUCUCUAAAUCCAACAUACAAAGCUACCAUUUCCUUCUUUUGUCUUUGAUUUUUGCAUAUCAAACAUGAGCUCCUUACAGUCAUGGGUUUCAGAACACAAGCUCACUAGUGUUGGAUCUCUCUGGGCAGCUGCAGUUGCAGCAUCACUUGCAUACAGCCGCAAGAACUUCCCAGCCAAGACAAGUCUCAGGCUAAUUCAUGCAAGGAUGCAUGCACAGGCUCUGACACUGGCAGUGCUAUCCGGUGCUGCUCUCGUUCACUACUAUGACACCAAGAACAGUGCUGUGGAUGAUGGCAAACAAGCUUGAUCUCUUUCUUAUUAUAUUUUAGACUUAUGAACUAUCAAUCAUGUCUUGGCUUUGUUCUAUGUACCCCACUUAUUAUUGUAUAGCAUUAAUUUCAUGUAAUGAACUUAUGAUUUGAUGCUGC